AGGCGUUCAUGAAGCCGUAGCAACAGUGAUCAGGAAACAAGUGAGUUUGUUUUCUCUCUGAUGUGUACGCUUUUCUGUGGACAUAGCUGGUGCUACAGACUAGAGGUACUGGAUAACUCGCUAAUCGCAUGCUCCCAAACUCCUGUAGUUACUAGGCACACGCUGCAGGUAUCUUGCCUCCAAACCCCAUCCCCUGCUCUUACGAAGGAGUGUUGCCAUGGUGGAUGUGAGUAAGUGGCCUCUCUUCACCCUCUUGAGCGCACAGGAGCUCGCCUCCAUACGACAGGCAUGCAUCUUUGGAGCAUCUGCGAAUGAGGCCAUCUAUAUCACCCACGAUGACGAAGUGUACGUGUUGGGUUUGAACUGCAGUAAUUGUCUGGGCACUGGAGACAGUCAGAGCACAGUUGUUCCUAAAAAGCUGGACUGUCUGACAGGGAAGAAGCUGGUUAGUUUAAGCUAUGGCAGUGGCCCUCAUGUUCUGCUGGCUACAGAAGAGGGGGAGUUGUAUGUAUGGGGGCAUAAUGGAUACAGUCAGUUGGGCAAUGGGACGACCAAUCAAGGUGUGUCUCCUAUUUUGGUGUCUACUAACCUGCAGAACAAGAGAGUGACUGAAGUUGCCUGUGGUUCUCACCACUCUUUGGCUCUAACCCAUGAGGGUGAGGUGUUUGCGUGGGGCUACAACAACUGUGGUCAGGUGGGUUCAGGGUCCACCGCCAACCAGCCAGCACCCCGCAAGGUGUCCAACUGUCUGCAGAAGAGAGUGAUGGUCAGUAUAGCCUGUGGACAGACUUCAUCCAUGGCUGUGGCGGAUAAUGGCGAGGUUUAUGGCUGGGGUUACAAUGGCAACGGCCAGCUAGGGUUAGGCAACAAUGGGAACCAGCUGACACCAUGUCAUUUGAUUGCGCUACAAGGCUUCUGUGUGGUUCAGAUUGCUUCAGGUUAUGCUCAUUCUCUAGCACUGACCGAUGAGGGCCUACUUUAUGCAUGGGGGUCCAACACUUACGGCCAGCUGGGCACUGGCAACAAGAGCAACCAGCUCGGCCCUGUACAGGUCAUGGCUGAGAAAGAAAGGAUUGUGGAGAUCGCCGCCUGUCACUCCACACACACCUCUGCAGCAAAGACCCAGAGCGGUCAGGUGUUCAUGUGGGGUCAGUGCCGGGGACAGCCCAUCGUGCUGCCGCACCUCACACACUUCACCAGCACGGACGACGUCUUCUCCUGCUUCGCCACGCCAUCUGUGAUGUGGCGGAUGAUUUCCAUGGAGCAUGAUGACUUCCUGACCGUGGCCCAGUCCCUUAAAAAAGAGUUUGACAGUCCUGAGACCUCUGACCUCAAAUUCAGCAUUGACGGGAAGUACAUCCAUGUCCACAAAGCUGUUCUCAAAAUCAGGUGCGAGCACUUCAGAUCAAUGUUUCAGUCGCACUGGAAUGAGAACAUGAAGGAAGUGAUUGAGAUCGACCAGUUCUCGUACCCGGUGUACCGCUCUUUCCUGGAGUUCCUCUACACAGACAGUGUGGAUCUUCCUCCUGAGGACGCCAUUGGGUUAUUGGAUCUGGCAACCUCAUACUGUGAAAACAGGCUGAAGAAGUUGUGCCAACAUAUCAUAAAGAGAGGAAUCACUGUGGAGAACGCUUUCUCUCUGCUGUCUGCUGCCAUCAGAUAUGAUGCUGAGGAUCUAGAGGAUUUCUGUUUUAAAUUCUGUGUGAACCACUUGACUGAGGUCACGCAGACAGCUGCGUUCUGGCAGAUCGACGGCAACAUGCUGAAGGAGUUUAUCUCCAGAGCCGGCCACUGUGGAGCCUUCAAAAACUGACUCAGACUGCCCCCAGAUACACAGCGCUCAAAGUAUUAGACAAGGAACCCAUCUGUUACCCAUCUGUCCUCCUCACAGCUAGUGGGCGCUGUGACACCAGACAGUCUUUAACACACAGCGCCCCCUGUUGAGUAGGAGAGGAACUUCAUGAAGAAGAGACGAUGUCUGUGUUAGUCUCAUCUACAACCAUUUCAUACUCAUCUGUUACAUAAGAUAGUUGAUUGCCAAGUGCUAAUGACAGAGUGUUAGCACACUGUAAUAAAAUGGGAGUGUGUUUGAGCCAAACAGAGGCAGAAUUUAAUUGUAUUACUUAAACAUGCACCACUAAAAAGCUGACAAAGAGACUAAUUCAUUGUUUUCAUUCUGUUUUGUACCUUAUACGUUUUUGCACCGGUCACUAAUCAGACUUGUUUUCUUGCAGUGAUGCAGUGCAUUGAUUGUUUUCUGUUGGCUGGGAUCUGUAAAUGUGCAUUAUAUCAGAUACAGUCAGAAGAACGUAGUGAUCUGGCUCUUUAUGUUGUUGACUCAGUUUUGUCUAAAUGUUAUUGACCAAAAUAAUUUCUGUUAUGUGAUGUUUUUGUUUUUGCUUGAUUUGAGUCUUUAAGCCUUUUCUUCAGAUUAGGAAGACCACUGUUUGCUAUCGCUUGGUUUAGUCUCUGCCGCCACUGUGAAUGACUAAAGCUUAACUUAGUAAUUAAGCUUGCACUUAACCAGUCUGAUGUUUAAAUUUGCUAAAAUAUAAGUAUUAUUCAUAGUUGCACUAGUAGUUUCCUGUACAGGAGCUGCUCAUGUAAGAUCACUAGAGAGGGAAUAUGACUCUUUACAGCUGCACAUUAUUAUAGGUGUGAAACACUUAGAUUUCAUAAUGCUAAUGGCUAUGGUAAGAUUUA
This is a messenger RNA of Carassius auratus (goldfish), 2703 nucleotides long. Its product is annotated as RCC1 and BTB domain-containing protein 1-like. Bases 218 to 1813 code for a protein of 531 amino acids. Gene Ontology annotation, molecular function: protein binding. The transcript has 12 exons. Lineage: Eukaryota; Metazoa; Chordata; Actinopteri; Cypriniformes; Cyprinidae. The record is from RefSeq and is a predicted model, not a curated record.